Molecule: messenger RNA, 830 nt
Organism: Phoenix dactylifera (date palm)
Lineage: Eukaryota; Viridiplantae; Streptophyta; Magnoliopsida; Arecales; Arecaceae
Biological process (GO): translation
Cellular component (GO): ribosome
Molecular function (GO): structural constituent of ribosome
Source: RefSeq, a predicted model, not a curated record
GAAGCUCGCCUCCGGCUCCAUCGCGGUGAAAGCGAGAACAGAGAAGGCCAGCAGACGACGAGGAAGAGCGGGCGGCGCGCGGCGGCGGCGGCGUCGUUUCAGGUAUCUUAUUCAUGAAAGAUGAUGAACCUCUCUUCAAUUUGCAGACGGGCCGGUCUCAAGGAUCUAGUGUUGAAUGUUCCUGUGUAUGUUGGUGCCAGUGAAGCAUCUGAGGGACUGACCUUGAUCUUCAGGAGGUGGGCCUCCAAAAAGACUGCAGGAUCCACAAAAAAUGGACGAGAUUCAAAACCUAAAAAUCUAGGGGUGAAGAAGUUCGGAGGAGAGAGAGUGAUACCUGGAAACAUCAUUGUUCGACAGCGAGGCACGAGGUUUCAUCCUGGAAAUUAUGUUGGAAUGGGAAAGGAUCAUACUCUGUAUACUUUGAAAGAAGGCCAUGUCUGGUUCGAACGCCACAAGCUUAGCGGCCGGAAGUGGGUGCAUGUCGAGCCUGCGGAGGGCCAUGUUCUUCACCCCAUCUACACAAAUGCUGCCACCAUUUCUGGUGAAAAUCCAAUAUGCUAAGUUAAUGGAGAUUAGUUGUUGUUCUUAACAAGCCAGAAUAGUUGGUCUCUAAGACAAGUUUCCUUGGGAUGGACUAGAAACUUAGAAUGUGGCUGGUACAUUGCUGUAAUGAAUCUAUCUUUUUUGUUCCAGUAGCAGUUAAUCUAUUUCCAGGUCUUUCCCUGGAAACUCUCGAGCAGUGCAUUUUUUCUGGUAAUUAUGCACUUGUAGGCAUCGAGUGAACAUAAUUUUUUUUUGGUUUUGAAAGUGUUUUAAUCAAAGUGGUGUUU